This is a messenger RNA of Caenorhabditis sp. 36 PRJEB53466, 1129 nucleotides long. NCBI's taxonomy places the organism in Eukaryota, Metazoa, Nematoda, Chromadorea, Rhabditida, Rhabditidae. The record is from the annotation of a GenBank genome assembly.
AUGCUUCUUCUUCUUCUGCUUCGUUUGCUCACUUUUUCGUCAAUUUUUAUUGUCGGUCAUUCUGAAGUGGCCUGCAAUUAUGGGGACAACGAAUACGAUGGAUAGUGAGUGAAUGCGUUGAUAGGAUUAGUAGUUAAUCAGGGCUUUGUUCAGUUGUUAUCAGUUCGUGAACCAAAGAGUUCUGUUCUCGGAUGCCCAGGCGUAUUGUGCCACGCUAGGAGCGAUUGUUGUCAAGAUCAGAGGGCCAACAGACGGCCAAUGGCUUGCUUGUGAGCAUAUUCCAGUCUUUAAAGGAAAACAACAUUCAUAUUUUCAGCCACUGCCGCUACGAAAUUCCACGCAACAUACGGAAACUUCUGGAUUGGCUUCCAUCGAGAGGGCGAGCAAUUCGUGUGGGAGGACGGGUCCGAAGUUAACUACCUGAACUGGGCGCAAGGAUAUCCGUUCAGUGGCUACGACUUUGUUGGAGCCCAACUGUCCAACACCAAAUGGGUUACUGUACUCUCUUCGCAAUCGCUCCCGUUCAUCUGCUCUUACCAGAAAGGGGCCAACAACAACAAAUCGCCGAGCACUCUUCCGCCCACGCGUUUGUCCUUCGUUCGUUCUUCUCUCGUCAUCUUCCUUUUUCAGAACCUGCUGCUGGUGUUUGUGACGGUGCCGACUUGCUCCUGGGUCACAGGUACCUCCUCCCUCCUCCCUCGCCUUUAUUAAUCCUUUCCGUAUCAGGUGCUACUUCUUCGUACCCGCCCUUCUUCCGCACGAUCAAGCCGUCGAGAAGUGUGCGGCUACCGGCAAGACGCUUGCCAUCUUCGACGACCUGUCACAGAUAAACUUUGUAACAUGUCAGUGAAAUUCUGCCGCUUUCAAUUCUUAUCAGACCAACGAUUCAGCUAUCGCCAUAACCAAGUUCUCGAUGACAUACGGUACUUUCUGGAUAGGUCUCCAAAAGAAUACAAUCGAUGGAAAGUUCUACUGGCCGAACGGAAACGAGGACACUCUGAAGCACUGGAGCCCCGGAUACCCGUUCCAGCAGCAGACAGUCGUCUCUCAGCAAGUAUCAAAUGGGAAAUGGAAGACGUCGGAAGCGGAGACUCUUCUGCCGACGGUCUGCAGUGGAUACGUUCAAUAA